Molecule: messenger RNA, 3509 nt
Organism: Suricata suricatta (meerkat)
Lineage: Eukaryota; Metazoa; Chordata; Mammalia; Carnivora; Herpestidae
Gene: FCSK
Product: fucose kinase
Exons: 19
Coding region: 67-2832 (921 amino acids)
Biological process (GO): GDP-L-fucose salvage
Molecular function (GO): ATP binding; fucokinase activity
Source: RefSeq, a predicted model, not a curated record
GCAGCCACGCUUCAAAGAGCCCACGGCGCCCUACAGAGGCAGGGAGCCUCCUCAACUUUGGCCAGAAUGGCACAGCCAAAGGGGGUUGAUUGGACGGUCGUCAUCCUGACUUGCCAGUACAAGGAUAAUGUCCAGGUCUUCCAGAGAGAGCUGGAGGUGCGGCAGAAGCGGGAGCAGAUCCCAGCCAGGACACUGUUACUGGCUGUGGAGGACCCCGAGAUGCGCGUGGGCAGUGGAGGAGCCACCCUCAAUGCCCUGCUGGUGGCUGCGGAACACUUGAGUGCCCGGGCAGGCUUCACUGUGGUGACAUCGGAUGUCCUGCACUCGGCCCGGAUCCUUAUCCUGCACAUGAUGUGCUUCCUGCCCUUGCCCCAGCUGUCUCUCUUUUUCGACAUCCUGCUCUGCAUGGCCCGGAAUGUGAACAGGGAGGACUUCCUGGUGGGGCAGCCUCCAGAGAUGGGCCAAGGGGACGCGGACAUGAAAAGUUACCUGCACGGUGCCCGUGCUGCGCUGUGGAGCGAGCUUCGCAAUCAGCCCCUCACCAUGGCUUACAUCCCUGACGGCAGCUACAGCUACAUGACCAGCUCGGCCAGUGAGUUCUUACACAGCCUCACGUUCCCAGGGGCUCCCACAGCCCAGGUCGUGCACUCCCAGGUGGAGGAGCCACAGCUCCUGGGUGCCAAGAGCUCUGUGGUCAGCUGUCUGCUGGAGGGCCCUGUCCAACUGGGUCCUGGGAGUGUCCUGCAGCACUGCCACCUUCAGGGCCCCAUUCACAUCGGCACUGGCUGCUUGGUGAGUGGCCUGGACACGGCCCAGUGCGAGGCACUGCACGGCUUGGAGCUGCAUGACCUCGUCCUGCAGGGGCACCACGUGCGGCUGCAUGGUGCUCCCAGCCGUGUCUUCACCCUUGUCGGCUGUCUGGACAGCUGGGAGAGACAGGGGACAGGAACAUAUCUUAACAUGCCCUGGAGUGAAUUCUUCCAGAAGACAGGCAUUCGAGACUGGGAUCUGUGGGACCCAGACACGCCCCCUGCAGAGCGUUGCCUUCUUAGUGCCCGCCUGUUUCCUGUGCUCCACCCCUCGAGGGCCCUGGGGCCCCGGGACAUGCUGUGGAUGCUGGACCCCCAGGAGGAUAGGGGCAAGGCCCUACGGGCCUGGCGAGCCUGCUGGCGUCUGUCAUGGGAGCAACUGCAGCCAUGCCUGGACCGGGCUGCCACCCUGGCCUCCCGCCGGGACCUGUUCUUUCGCCAGGGCCUGCAUAAGGUGAGGCACGUGCUGGAGGCCCGGCAGGACCUCAGCCUGCGCCCGCUCAUCCAGGCCGCUGUCCGAGAGGGCUGUCCUGGGCCCCUGCUGGCCACGCUGGACCAGGUUGCAGCUGGUGCGGAAGACCCUGGGGUGGCGGCCCGGGCUCUCGCCUGUGUGGCGGAUGUACUGGGCUGCAUGGCAGAGGGCCAGGGAGGCUUACGGAGCGGGCCAGCUGCCAACCCCGAGUGGAUGCGGCCCUUCUCAUACCUGGAGUGUGGAGACCUGGCAGCCGGUGUGCAGGCGCUUGCCCAGGAGCGGGACAAGUGGCUGAGCAGGCCAGCCUUGCUUGUGCGAGCUGCCCGCCACUAUGAGGGAGCUGGGCAGAUUCUCAUUCGCCAGGCUGUGAUGUCAGCCCAGCACUUUGUCUCCAUGGAGCCAGUGGAGCUGCCAGCACCUGGGCAAUGGGUGGUGGCUGAGUGCCCAGCUCGUGUGGAUUUCUCUGGUGGCUGGAGUGACACACCACCCCUUGCCUAUGAGCUUGGUGGGGCAGUGCUGGGUCUGGCUGUGCGAGUGGACGGCCGCCGGCCCAUCGGGGCCAGGGUACGCCGCAUCCCAGAGCCCGAGCUGUGGCUGGCAGUGGGGCCUCGGCAGGACAAGAUGACCACGAAGAUAGUGUGCUGGAACCUAGAGGAUCUGCAGGAUUACUGCCAGCCUCAUGCCCCAGGGGCUCUGCUGAAGGCAGCCUUCAUCUGUGCGGGGAUCGUGCAUGUUGGCUCCAAGCUUUCCCUGAGAGAGCAGCUGCUGCACACCUUCGGGGGUGGCUUCGAGCUGCACACCUGGUCUGAGCUGCCCCAUGGCUCUGGUCUCGGCACUAGCAGCAUCCUGGCAGGUGCAGCCCUGGCUGCCUUGCAGAGGGCCGCAGGCCGGGUGGUGGGCACAGAGGCCCUGAUCCAUGCAGUGCUGCACCUGGAACAGGUGCUCACCACAGGAGGUGGCUGGCAAGACCAAGUGGGUGGCCUCAUGCCUGGCAUCAAGGUGGGGCGCUCUCGGGCUCAGCUGCCACUGAAGGUCGAGGUGGAAGAGAUCACUGUGCCUGAGGGCUUCAUCCAGAAGCUCAAUGACCACCUGCUCCUGGUGUACACCGGCAAGACCCGCCUGGCCCGGAAUCUGCUGCAGGAUGUGCUGAGGAGCUGGUAUGCCCGGCUGCCUGCUGUCGUGCAGAACGCCCGAAGCCUGGUGCAGCACACCGAGGAGUGCACGGAAGCCUUCCGCCAAGGGAGUCUGCCUUUACUGGGCCAGUGCCUGACCACAUACUGGGAACAAAAGAAGCGCAUGGCUCUAGGCUGUGAGCCCCUGGCUGUGCGGCGGAUGAUGGAUGUCCUGGCCCCCCACGUGCAUGGCCAGAGCCUGGCAGGGGCAGGUGGUGGAGGCUUUCUGUAUCUGUUGACCAAGGAGUCGCAGCAAAAGGAAGCUCUGGAGGCUGUGUUGGCCAAGACUGAGGGCCUCGGGAACUACAGUGUCCACCGGGUAGAGGUGGACACUCAGGGCCUGAGCCUGCAGCUGCUGGCGAAUGAGACCUCAACCUGAUGCCCCUUCCCAGGUUUGUCCCUCUGUAAGAGGAGAAAACCCGGAGCUGCAGCAGCCUUUCCCUCCCUUCCUCCAUGGGAAGGUCAGCCUUCUACUCUACCCACUGCUCUGUGAACCUGCUCCUAAAGGAAGCCAGCCAGCAUGAGCUUGGGCCCAGUCCUUUCUGGAGCCUGGUGAAACAGGUGGUGCCCGGGAGUAGGACUGUGACCUCCUGGUUGAGUGUGGUCUAGGGUUGGCCUCUAGACAUAGGAAAGUCCCAAGCGUAGUGUCCCAUGUGGCCUUUACAAAUCCAUGGCCUGCCUUGGCCUUCUUACUCCCCACUACAGCCUGGAAAAAGCAGGACAACCAGUUUUAGCACCUGUCUGGGGGCCCCUGGUAAGCCAAUCCUGAAGACACUCUUUGAGGCAUUUCCUGUGGCCUUCCUGAAAGUCCUGCUUCUGUCUGAGAAGAGACUUCCUGUUCACACUCACUCCCAGGCUGAUUUGAUUGGGGAGUGGGAACAAGGGUGGGGAUCCCUACUCGUUUGUGGCCGUGAGCCAGUGCAGGUCAUGGUUAAUAGAGGCCUUCACCAUGAACCCUAUGGACAACGCCACGUGACCCAGUGUCUGCGGGCUGCUGGUUCUCAAAAUUACAACCUUCUUAGAAUAAAUUCACUCUGUCCUUCAAAGCUAUCUUCA